This is a messenger RNA of Diabrotica balteata, 408 nucleotides long. The record is from the annotation of a GenBank genome assembly. Lineage: Eukaryota; Metazoa; Arthropoda; Insecta; Coleoptera; Chrysomelidae.
AUGGGUACCAGGCGAUUUUAUACAUUGGCUGAAUUAGAGGAUAUUAUAAAUGACCCCUAUUUCUUAGAUGACGAUGAAGAUAAUGGAAUUUAUAUUGUUGAAUUGCCACCCGAUAACGUCGAUGAUGUGUCUGAUGUUGAAGAAAUAGAUAAAGACAUACUAGAAGACACGUGCCCUAAAGAUUUUCCUGGCAAAUUGAAAAUACAUUCAGCUGCUAUAAAUACUGAAUCAUUAUCACCGUUAGACGUGACACCUGAUGAGACUCCUUAUAACACUCAAAACGAAAUCACACAGAAGCGCCAAAUGAAAACUGAAGCUCGGAAACUAAAACCAAAUUUAGACUGGCGAAAAUGUAGGUCAGACUUUAUAAAAAACUUUUGGGAUAAUACGGAUAUUGUACAAGCUUAA